UAAGCGCUGCCAUUAAUCAAAAGAAAAGGGAGGUACCAAUUAUGGGAACUCCACCUGACUAUCAAAGGAUAUACGAACUCUCUUGGAGUGAUGAACCAGAAAUACGACCAUCCAUUGCAUAUGUACAUAAAGAACUUGCGAGAAUGCUUGAGGAACGAAGGGUCGUUGAUUCAACUGUUACCCAAAAUAGACCUACUUCUGAGCAUCCUAGAUCAAUAGAUUUACAAGAGAAGGUACAAACUAUUCACCAACGAAACAGUGAUCCAAUUAGUUCAAACAAAUCGAAUGAAUUGGAGUGCCCUCGAAUUUAUCAAAAUAGUACAAGCUCUCCUAUCCCCGGUGAUUAUUCAGCUAACCAAAAUUUGAGAUACCCUAGCCAUGAAGUUUCACCGUCUAUGAAUCGAGACAGCCGAGGAAAUAUACUUACUGAGAAACCUCCCGAUAUCUCUUCAAGACCAAAAUACGAAAAAACACAAUUCCAAAAUUUCGAUCAGAACCAACUUCCUCCCACGUUAAUAUAUCCACAAAAUCCAUUGGCAUUUCCACAUUCACAAAAUUCAUCAGCAUUACCACAUCCACAAAAUUCAUCGGCAUUACCACAUCCACAAAAUUCACAAAAUUCAUCGGCAUUUCCACAUUCGCAGAAUCUAAUAAGCCCUACGACUCCUGCAUCUAAUAACCCACCUCUUGCCUUUCCUACCUCAAUUCCUCUUUAUCCACCAAUCGGUUAUAUGAACAAUUCUCCAUUCAACAGAUUUCCGGAAAACUCGACACCUCUUCAGUUUAAUCAGUUUAAUCCACUACAAGUAAAUCCCAGAUAUCCUGGAUAUCCUCAGGAAAACUUGACACCUUUAAUGAUUAAUCCAUUACAACAAGUGAAUCAAUAUCCAUCACCAACCGAUUAUCCACUGAUGAAUCGACCUCCAUCAAAUGGUUAUCCUCCACAAAUGAACCAACCCCCACAAUCGAAUGGUUAUCCUCCACAAAUGAACCAACCCCCACAAUCACACUCAAACGGUUAUCCUCCACAAAUGAACCAACCCCCACAAUUAAACGGUUUUCCACAAAUGAAUCAACCACCACAAUCAAACGGUUUUCCACAAAUGAACCAAUCCCCACAAUUAAACGGUUUUCCACAAAUGAACCAAUCCCCACAAUCAAAUGAUUUUCGUUCACAAAUGAAUCAAUCUCCUCAACCAAACGGUUUCCCUCUGCAAACGAGUCAACUUCCUCAACCAAACAAUUUCCCUCCGCAAAUGGGUCAAGUAUCACAACCAUACGGUUUUCCUCAGGCAAAUCAACAAUCAAGCACACGUUUUCCACAAACGAAUCAAUCUCCACAAUCAACUAGUAUCCCUCCAUUAAUGAAACCCCCACAACAAAACGAUUUUCCUCCUCAAAUAAAUCAACCUCCACAACCCAACGGCUACUCUCCAGAGAAUUCGUCCCUUUUUAUACCAGUUGAUCCCGUUAUACAAAAGGAGGCACGAUGUAAAAAAGCGCUCGCAGAAUAUUCCAAGUUGUAUAGGAAUGAGACGGGUUAUGUUGAACCUACCGAAUGUCAUGCUGGAUAUCACGUCAGUGUUGGAGAUACGGAAGGCUUGGUAGACCAUCUCGAGCUUGGUGCUAAAGUAGAUGAUACGUACCAGUUCUUAAAUAUUACAGAAUCUCUUGUGGUCAUCACGGUUAGAUAUUGUGGUAUAGAGUUUAUGCAUAAGAUACUCUUUAGACUUAAACAAUAUGAUGCAGACUUUUCCGUGGUCUCCAGUGGUUCAAACAAGACGGCGCUUCAUCAUUUGUUUGAAAAUAAUUCUAUCUACAAAAAGAUCAACGAGUCCGUAAAAGAGAAUUAUAAAAAAGCUAUCAGUUUCCUUGUAGAAAAUGGUUGUAACAUCGAUGCUUUAGAUAGCGAAGGAAAAACAAUCCUAUCAUACUAUCUUGAGCAAAGUAAUCCCACCUUACAAAGAAAAUACGAAGCAAUUAUCUCGAUAUUGUUGAGAAACGGAGCCAACCCAAAUAUUAGCGUCCAUAUAAGGUCAAUUCCGGAGUUUAUAGCGCCCAAUUCUUUAUUUAUGGCGGUCAAAUAUAAUUGGUCAAAAAGCAUAUUUGAUCUAUUAUGUCUGUAUGGUGUUAAUUCGGAAGAAAGAGAUAAUAGUGGAUACAGCAUUCUGGUAUUAACAAUGAAUGUGAAUCAAAUAGAUAGGCUUGACAAAGUUAAAUGGGUAUUGGAGAAUGUUUAUGCAGCAAGCGAAAUGAAAGACUUAGAAAUGGCUAUGAAAAUGGUGAAGCAUAGUUCUAAAGAGUACGAUCUUCUGAAGAUGUAUACCAAAAAAGAAAGUGCAAUUCAGAGAAAACAAAUCAUCGAUGCGAAUAAAAGAAUCAAGGUUAGAAGUCAGGAGGAAAGAAGGUGA
Molecule: messenger RNA, 2411 nt
Organism: Acaulospora morrowiae
Lineage: Eukaryota; Fungi; Glomeromycota; Glomeromycetes; Diversisporales; Acaulosporaceae
Source: the annotation of a GenBank genome assembly